CCAUCAGGAGGACAUGACGAAGGCGGAUGGCAACCAAACCGUCCACUUGCAGAAGACGUCCUCGGUGCUCCGCGACAAGCCCAUGCUGUCGGGCGGACUCAUGUGCCAUCUCGGUACCGAGGCUCAGUCAGGCGAGAUUCCAGGCCUUCGACAAAACGUCGAGCUGGCCGGCGACAGAGCCGGCAAGACGUCUACGCCCGUCUUCUUUUUCGACCGAGACCCGGAAAUCUUCCGCUUCGUGUUGGACUAUUAUCGCACAGGAGAACUGCAUCUGCCCACCAACAUUUGCGGGCCGUUUGCUCGCAAGGAGCUGAUUUACUGGGGCGUGGAUGAGUCUUUCAUUCUGCCCUGUUGCAUGCCGGCCUACAUGAGGUAUGAAGAGGAGAGACGCAUCAAGAAGACGCUUUUUCGCGACUGCUUUGAAGACAUUGACUCCAUAAAGAAUUUGGUAAAAUGCUGUCGUGGCUGGAAGCGCUGGAAAUACCAGAUAUGGCUUUUUUUGGAUCAUCCCAGUUCAUCAUUGGCGGCAAAAGUGAGUUGUAUUCUUUCGAGUGGGUACGGCAAAGAUUUUGCCCAACAGACCCUUAGCUGGAAUUCCGUAGCGUCUGAGAUAGCAUUGUCGUGA
Protopolystoma xenopodis is the source of this 625-nucleotide messenger RNA. The record is from the annotation of a GenBank genome assembly. Lineage: Eukaryota; Metazoa; Platyhelminthes; Monogenea; Polystomatidea; Polystomatidae.